Eutrema salsugineum is the source of this 1143-nucleotide messenger RNA. Its product is annotated as protein PFC0760c-like. Bases 1 to 1143 code for a protein of 380 amino acids. NCBI's taxonomy places the organism in Eukaryota, Viridiplantae, Streptophyta, Magnoliopsida, Brassicales, Brassicaceae. The record is from RefSeq and is a predicted model, not a curated record. The transcript is spliced from 9 exons.
AUGUGUUCGUCUAAGUACAGCUUUGAUCAUCCAUCUAAAGUCAUCAUCACUUGGGAAGUUCCGUCUACUGAUUCUGGUUUUGAUAACCAGGCUUAUGCUCGCGGGUUAAAGUCUGUGUUGAAAUCGCAUCGUCAGAAUAUGGAUAACAAAGACAUGACUGAUUAUCGUUAUGUGACUCCAUACGUUUUCGUGGAUAUCACCAAAAAAAAAGAUAUUGAUUCUUCGUAUCAUAUAUCUAUUCUUGAUCACGAGCUUUUUAUCAAAGGAGGUUCUGAUCGUGUUAAUACGAGUGAUCAUGCUCAGAAGACUUUUCUAUGGGAUUUUGCGAGGAAUGUUUGGGUUAUGAAUAAAGAAUCUAAUGAAGAUAGUGACUCUGAUGAUACCGAGGUUUUAUCGGGUCGUGGUACUGAUGAUGAUUAUGGUUUUGAGGAUUAUAUGGGGUCUGAUUCAGAGACGGGUGAAGAUACUGAUGAUAUGGACCAAACAGAUGAAUAUGAUUCUGAGGAUGAUUUUAUUGACGAUGAUGAGUCUUGUGAAGAAUCUGAUGGUUCAAGUGAUAACUCAGAAGAUGAUAGCAGUGAUGACGAAGAUGAAGAUGGUGACGAUGCCGAUUCAACUGAUGAUAAUGAAAAUGAUGAUGAAGAUGUUAUGUUGGAUGAUGAGACUGAUAUUGACGAUGAUAGUGAAGAUCAGCGAAGCGUCGAACUGAGUGAUAUACUCAUCGAAAAGAAUAUUAGUAUAUCUGGACACCAGGAUUCGGUUUUACAAACCUGGGUGCAUAUGCUAAUUUCGAAACGUUCUUCCAUGGAGCUCAUAUUGUCGGAUGAACAGGGUGUAAAGAUUCAGGCCACUGUUAGUGAUGGUGAGAUCAGUGUUGCAUCGUCUCGCAUAGAUGUUGGCAAAAUCACUAUAUCUUCCACAUCUCCUACUAAGUUCGAACUCAAUCCCCGUAUUCCUGAGUUAGAUGAGUUUUUGGAACAAGAUAAGAUGAAUGGAAGAAGCGGUGAUUCCGACGCUGGAGCUUCAAAAACUGGUGGAUCUAUGGUUGUAGAGAAGUUCAAAUCGCCAAAGGUUUGCUGCAUCGAUCUAUGGUGCUUGUCUACGCUUGGAAGCUUGCGGAAUGCAUCAAGUGAAGAACUCUAA